AUGCUAUUAUCACUUAUGUUGACUUUAAUCUCUCUAUAUGCAUAAAAACGGCGAUCUAAGUUAACCGAUCUUUUGAUACAGAUUCAUCAAUAUUAUGAUCGAGGUGAACUGGGCGAGAAACUAGUCGAGAUUCAGACCCAAUAUGUGGGUUAUGUAAUCCAGGUAGGUUUGACUUAGUCUCUGUGGUUGGAAAUAAGUAAUUUGGUACUUUCUUCGGGACCAUAAAAGUGGACUUCAUCGCGAUACCAGGGGUUACAGCCUGAACUUAGGGAUUAAGUCUUUUUCCUGUAGGUGCUGAAGAGGUAAAAAAAGGUUGUAUCUGAGCACUCUCGCUCGCGGCAAAGCAGAGAAGUUUAGUGCCGCAAAGCUAAUGAAUCUUAUGGUUGCUUGGUGACUGCAAGCCAAUCCUACUUCCACCCACCUCUAAUUUAAUAUUAUUUUUUCGACUUUAAUCUCUCUUCUCUCUCAUUUGCAUAUGCUGACCAAUGUCCAAGCUAUUUUUGCACAGACAAGUUGCCAUCAAGUCAAUGCAUAGCCUUUUCCUAUCCCUAUCAAUAUUAUCUCAAUCCAUGUGAUCAAGACCUCAAUUGUAACAUCUCAGCAAAAUCCAAUUCCUCCUGCAUAAACAAUGAGUUAGAAUCAAACCGUUAUCCAGGCGAUUUAUGCUCAUUAGACAUUGAAUGCAUCACAAAGAACUGUUUCUUAGGCAUCUGUCAAGGCCCUAACAUUAAUGAGCCAUGUUCCUUAGGAGUCUGUAUGCCAGGCGCUUUUUGCAAUAGUGGGAUUUGUGUGGAACAAGUAAAAAUUGGUGGAGCUUGCAAAGAUGAGUAUGAUUGUGUUAAUAACGCUCUCUGUGACUCAGGAUUUUGUAUUGAAUAUUGAAGUCUUGAUAUAGGAGAAAUUACAAGCUCAGUAAGCGUAGAAGGAUUUUCAAUGGCAUGUACUUCAGGGUUUGCAAGCCCUCAAGGGGAUAAGUUUGUAUGUGCAAACCCUCCAUUAUCGGCAUCUACGGCACUGCCUAUUGAAUGUGAAUUAGGGACAUUGUGUACAUCAGCAGAUGGGCUGUAUUCACAGGAAUGUGCUUGUGGGUUUAAUUCAAAUGGGAAUGGGUAUUGUCCUCUGUUUCCUGGAGAUCCUUAUGUGCAAAGUGCUAUUCAGGAUUCAGUAGCUGUCCUUUCGAUUGACCUAUAUACAUAAAAUGCAUGGAUAGCAAGCCUAACAUGAGGUGGCAUCCUACAGGGUGCGCAUUGACUUUGAGGAAGGAAAAAUGGCGUUUGGGAAUGCGUGCCCAGCAGUUUUUUUCCUGGCUUGGUGAAGCGUCAUGCUGGAUUAGCCAUACUCAAAACCCAGGUUUUGCCUCAGAAAAAUGAAUAGAAAAUUGGAAAGGAGUCUCCCAGUAGUAGUGUUUAUUCUGGACAAUCGGGAAUGCUCCUCAGCGUGAAACCAGUUACGUCCUGGGAUUUGGCCGAGGGUUGACCAGAAAAUUCAACCAUUAGUGGGCAAUCUUUUUUUUGAAUCACAGCACGGCAACUCGACUCAUUCAACUACCGGGUGGAGACUGCAGACCUCGUCUUGCAGGAGUUUCCUUUGUAAGGCCUAUACGAACUGGCAAGCAGGCAAAGAAGGUGCUACGGGUGGAGAUAGUCUUCGAGGAAUUGCAGCAGACUUCUCGAUAAGUAAUAAUAAGCUAAUAAUCUUUCGAUCAACUCAGGCUGCAACACUCAUUCAAGAUUUAGCUUCAACUGUUUUGCGAAUUUCCCAAUAGAAGAUCAGAAGACUUUUCUUAAUUUUGCAUUGAAUUUAACACUUAUUAGAGAUGGUUAUUUUCCUGAAGUUCAAGAAAACCCUUAUUGUGUAAAAGAAAUUUUUACGAAUUUUUACUGGAACAUGUAUAAUACUUUGCAAGUGAUUUCUUAUCCUCAAUGUCCUCGGUAUUUCUGCUCAAAUUCUACAGACGAAUGGGAUCAGCUUCAGUGCAUUCAAUAUCGCAAAGAUAUUUAUGAAUCUGAUGUCCUUAACACCUAUUAUGUCCAUCCCUGUGAUAAUUCUGGCUUAACCUGCCCUUCUUCCUCUUUUCAAAAUUCCACAUGUGCUGAGCCGCCUCCUAAAAACUUACACCCAGGUGACUAUUGUAAAGAAAAUAGUGAUUGUCAAAGCGGGGUUUGUCAGCAGAAUUUCUGCCUAGGUAAGAGAAAUGGUGAUUUUUGUGAAUAUAUUCAUGAUUGUAUGCCAGGGUAUUUUUGUAAUACAACAUUGAUGCUGUGCCAAGACCUGCAGGUUGAAGGGCAGUAUUGUUCACUGACGUAUGAAUGUGCCAAUUAUUUAAUAUGUGACCAAAAAGCCUGUAUUGCGUAUUACAGCUUGGAUAUAGGUGAAAUCACUGAUAACGCAGAUUUCAAUGGUUUUUCUCAGUCAUGCGCAAGUGGCUUUGCAGUGCCUUUUCAAAAUGGCUUAUUUAAAUGUGCAGAGCCUCCAGUUUCUAAUGAAUGGCCUGACCAAUGCAGACCUGGAGUCGAUAUAUGCUACGAUAAAACAGGAAACUUCAGCAAACCCUGCACAUGUGGGUUCACUGAAGAUGGUGAAUCAUUUUGUCCUUUAUUUGAAGGAGAUUCCCCAUUGCAAAAUGCGAUUGCAAACCAGAAUACUCUUUUAGAAAUAAACCAAAUCUGCAACACAGUUUCAAGGUUCAGUGAAAAUUGCUUUUUGCAGACCAAAGAUUAUUUAGGCGUCUAUUAUGACUAUAUUUUGAACUUAACAGAGUAUAUGUAUUAUCCUUAUUUGCAAGGGAAUAGCUAUUGUGUAAAAGAAGUGUAUACAUAUAACUUUUGGAGACUAGUAGAAGAAGAAAUAAAGUGGGACAAGGAUGAAAAAGAUGAUCAUCCAGGCGAUCACGAUGAUGACGAAAUAGCAAUUCAGCUGAUUUGUUCAGGGAUUUUAUUAAAUUUAAUAUAA
Molecule: messenger RNA, 2952 nt
Organism: Blepharisma stoltei
Lineage: Eukaryota; Ciliophora; Heterotrichea; Heterotrichida; Blepharismidae
Source: the annotation of a GenBank genome assembly